Ectocarpus siliculosus is the source of this 4715-nucleotide messenger RNA. NCBI's taxonomy places the organism in Eukaryota, Phaeophyceae, Ectocarpales, Ectocarpaceae. The record is from the annotation of a GenBank genome assembly.
AUGGCGACAAGAGGUGGUGGUGCCGCGAUGGCUUUCGCCGCCGCUGUGGGGCUGGCCUGCUGUGUCGACCUCGGGGAAGCCCUCGCCGUUGGGACGGACCACGCGUGCGUGCUUCUCGAUGACGCCACCGUAAAAUGCUUCGGCCAGAACAACUAUGGGCAGCUUGGCCUGGGAGACACGGAUGACCGGGGGCAGAGCGCCGGGACCAUGGGGGACAGCCUGACGGCCGUCGACCUCGGCACGGGAGCCACCGUGGUGGCGAUGUCGGCCGGGAGCGAUCACACAUGCGCCGUACUGGCGGAUGGCAGCCUCAAGUGUUUCGGGCGGAACAACAUGGGUCAGCUGGGUCUCGAUGACACCGACGAUCGCGGUGACGAGGCCUUCGAGAUGGGCGACGACUUACCCGCCGUGUCUUUGGGAACAAACCGCACCGCUGUGGCCGUCUCCGCCCAGGGCGACCGGACCUGCGUUCUCCUCGACAACGGUAACGUGCGUUGCUGGGGCGACGCAGAGUACGGGGCCCUCGGGGGAGGGGACGAGACCACCACCGGCAACGGCGACGGCACCAUCGCCGACUCCGUCGACCUCGGCGUCAACGGUACCAACACCGUCGGCGCGAUAGGCGGGGGCCCGUGCGCCGUUUUCCAGGACGGCAGCCUCAAGUGCUGGGGCGAGGGGUUCUACGGGCAGAACGGACAGGGCACGGCGGACAGCCUCGGCGACGAGCCCGGGGAGAUGGGGGAGUCCCUGCCCACCGUGCCGCUCGGGGAGGGCGUGCUAGUGGAGUCUAUCUCCGGGGGGAGGGACUACCAGUGCGCCGUCUUGCAGGACGGCGGCCUGAAGUGCUGGGGCAGGGCGGAGGGCGGUCAGCUCGGGAGCGAGGCCAUCCUCACCGUGGGCGAUGACCCCGACGAGAUGGGCGACGCGCUGCCGACCGUUGAUCUGGGGUCCGCGGAAACGGCGGUGGAGGUGUCGACGGCCUCCUCCCACACCUGCGCCCUCCUCGGGUCCGGCGGCGUGAAGUGCUGGGGCAAGGCCUUCUUCGGAAACCUGGGGCUCGAGGACUUCAGAGCAAACGUCGCCCUCAGCGUCGCCGCCGCGGGACAGCGAACCUGCGCGAUCCUCGAAGGCGGGAGCCUCAAGUGCUGGGGGGAGAACUCGGGGGGCCAGCUGGGCCUGGAGGACAGCGACCCUAGGGGCGUCUCGGCCGGGCAGAUGGGGGACAGCCUCCCGGCGGUUAACCUCGGGACCAACCGCACGGCGGUGGCGCUGGCGCGGACCGUCGUCUCCACCGCGGCGGCUGCCACCGCUGCUCCUACCCAGGCACCGACGACCGCCCCUACCACCCUGCCCCCCGUGGUUGCGGCUACGUCCCAGCCGGUUUCGACUCCGUCGCCUACCCUCGCUGCGGCGUUGCCGACGCCGUCGCCCGUGGCGCCACCCACCCCUGCCCCUGUCGUCCCUGUCACGACGCCUCCCACUCCGAGCCCCACCGCCGCCAUCGCGGUCGAGGCCGAGGAGGACACGGACAGGGGGGGUGUCGCCGGGGCCAUCGACGGCAUGGACAAGACCGUGGUAGUGGCCGUCGCUGCCCCCGUGGGGGUGAUGCUCCUGCUCGGCUGCCUCGUGUGCGCCGCGAAGCGGAAGAAGAGGCGAUGCGCCGAGACCGCGUCCGCUUCCAGAAAGGGCGAAGCGUCAAGUAGCGAGGCAUCACUCGGCAGCAACUCCGACGAGGGGGGCGUGUAACUCCAUGAUGCGGUGGGAGGGGAGGGGGGGGGGGGGAAACGCACUCCGCCGGACCUCACGGCGUUCCGAUAAGGGGCUGGCGUUCUGCGGAGCCCCCCCCCUCACUUCCCGCGAGGAUAGGAUUCCGACCACCGGUUGCUGGGCGACGCGGAGCGAGAUGUCGACCUCGUUGUCGUUUCCUCCCGAACGCGAUACCUGCUUGGCUUUGGCAUUGGUCAUUCUCUCAUGAGCGCCUUUCGACGGCUGCUGUUGGUGCCGGCGGUCGUUCAUGCGACCCUCUCUUUCGUGUCAUGUGUGUGCUUAUUUUUAACUACUACAGUAGCACUUUGGUCUGGCACCGGCUGACCGUAUUGGGCAUGCCGCCGGUGACGGAGGGUAGAGUUCAAGGUCCACCCCCCCCCUCGGAAGCGGGCCGGGCCGAAAUUCUACAGCAACAAGCGUGUGCGCGUCGUGUGGGUGCGCGUGUGUUGGCUAUGUCUUGCCUUCGGCGCGGAGUCGUGUUGGCGGGGGCGCGGGCUGUGGCUGAUCUGGCUCUCUCUCUCUCUCUGUCUCGUGUGACGGUGGAUUGACUGACGGUCCGUGGUUAUUAGGGUAUGUUAGCCCUCGCUUACUCGCUAGCUUGCUUGCGUGCUUGUCGGGGGAAUCUGGGAGUGGCUGCUGAAAGGGUAUGUGGCGUCAAGGGCGUAAGCAACGUGGUGCCAUAAUUUCGCACGGGGACGGCCUGCUGCUCCUUACUGAUCGGUAAGAGGAGGCAGGCAGCGAACAGGCAAAGGGCGCGCGCGCGCGGGGGGGGGGGGGGCUGAAGGGAGGCAUCAUUUCCAGCCCGGGAUUGAUUUUUUUUUUUCUAGGGGCCUUUCGGUUCCCCCCCCCCAAUUUGGUCUUUUUUUUUUUUGUGCCCCCCAUCCAUGCUGGGGUGCCCUUUGGUUGACCCAAAAGGGAAAAAAAAAACAAAACGUAACAACUGGGUUGGGCUUGUUUUCUUCGGGAACGGACCCCUCCCGUUUUUUUUUUUUUUAUUUUUUACGUGUGGGCUCUGCGUUGCUUGGCGGAUUUUUGUGGCCGGCAGGACAUGCGUACAUUUGUUUGGAGGAGUCGCGGAUACGGGGAGAGCUUCCUGCGGUGUGCAGGCUUUGGUUGUUUGCUUCCACCGACUCCCACACUCUUGUGUCUUGUUUGCAGCAUUGGUUUCUGCGCAUUCGCUGCAGCAAUCGCGACCUGUAUUGUCUCAGUAAAGAAGUACGUGUUUUUGCUCGUUUUGAAAGCGGUCUUAUCUGUUUCCCUUCCCCCCUCCAUGGGUUGUGAUCGAUUGCGUGCAUGCGUCUGGUGUUCUUGUCGAUGAGGUUUGUUGCGUGUUGCGCUCACGGUUCGAUUCCCGUUCGGAACGCACACACACGCAGUGUGAAGGAUGUCUUGCGGUGAUCUUCGUUUCGUCUGUCGUCAGGCUGGCUAGUUUUCUGUUGUUAGAAAGGCACAUGUAUAAUAACACGAAUAGUAGUAUCAAAUUUUGGUGGAGGCAACGAUACCUUUGAUGAUUCGUUAGAUUUUGCGCACCUACGUAGCCAUGCAGAAAAGUGGAGCAUGUGGUUCGAUAUUCCAUUCCAGCGUCGGCCGCACCUGUGUUCGGUCUCGUCGAUUGCAAGCUGUCUGUCGGUAAUGAUUGUGUUAUUAUGCCGUUGCCCGCGGUUUUUUGAAGGAGUUAUGUCCACAGCACACCGGUUGCUGCGUGGAUGAUGGCGUGUUGGCCAGGCGUUUUGGUUUUGGGCGAGAAGCAAGCGAAGGUCUAAGCAGAAAUCACCCUUCGGAUGUUGUUGCUACCGGAGGGGAUGUGGCAUCUUUCGCGUCCUUUCCUCUCUCCCGACGCACUCCUCCUGUUUUUCGUGUUUGGAGAAGUGUCAUGGUUGAGUGCACGAUUCGCUGUUGUUUUGGUUGUUGCCCCUUGAUUCGUUCUGUUGAGCUGUUUAAUUACUUGUUGAUUGGUCCAACUUAUGUCGAGCCUCCCGCCCCUCGCGUUUAGGUCGUUUGUUGUCUUGUUUUGUCGAUUUGUCCAACUUGUGUCGAGCCGCACCUCCCUCUGCGGUAGGCUGUGUUAAAUGUUUAUGUUUGUUACUUUCAGUCCAUCUUGGGGAUGGCUUGUUGUGCAGAAAGAUUCCAGAGAAUCGACUAAAGGCGGUACAACAUGGCAUGUUUUAUUACGUAACUCGAGUCAGCUGUGAAGCCACCACGGUUGCUGCUGCUGCUGUUUUCCUUGUUUUGCGAUGCCUAUAGUAUCUUUGUGGCUAAUUGCGUGUGGGGGGUGUAGCACGGCGCCAGUGACAGGGAGUAUUCUAUUCGUGCGUAAUAACUACCGGUAUGCGCUACAUUUAUUUAGUAUUUGUGAGGUUAUUUUUGGCCUGUCGUUCAACGGUGGUAUUGGUAGGUGUGGAAAAAACCAAGGCAGGCAGGCGUUGUUAUUCUACAGGUCAGGUGGUGCUGUGAAGAACACAACAGUUUUUUUCCAGAAACAAACCCACCUGGCUGGGCGGUUGUAGUUAUUGGACCGCGGAGAUUCUUUUCGAGAGGAGAGGAGAGAAGGGGGGAGGGUAAGAAAAAGAGUGCUGUGUUGUUGUUUUCGGUUCUCCAUCGUCAUCAUUGUUAGCGACACUCACCUUUGCGGUGAUACUGUGUUUAUUUUUUGCGGGGUGGGCGUCACACGGCUCGGGUGCUGCUGCCUCUCUGUUUGUUUAGUCAGGCCGAUCUUCGUGGUUUCGACUUCACCAGUGUGGGUGGGAGAAUACAUGGAGACUGAACUGUGUUUGUUUUGUCUGCUGCAAAGAUUCAUCCGUUUGGCGGGAUCCUUUUUGCGUUGUUGGCAUCUUGCAAUCAAUGCGGAAAACGUCGUCCAGUUUCCGUUCUUUCGCGCGGUCGACAGCCACACAAUCAACGAGGAGAUUUAUUUGUCAUUUGUUGUGUUUUUGUUACAACAAUAACGA